GUUGUACGUGGGCAUACAGGAAGGCAUUGAUUCUUUGGACAAAAUCUGGAAAAGCCCCAGAGUCUGAUUUGAUUGGUCAAUGCAGAUUUUCGUGAAUAGCCCGUAAAUGAAUAAAAUCGUAUUCACCCGACAUCACGUUUUGCAUACUCUUUUUCCUCUUCUCUUCUUUCGUUAUCGCUGAUCACCAUGAGCACCCUUCUACAAAAACUCGCUAUAUGCACGGUUAUUCCAAUCGCCACCGUUGUAACUUAUUCUAGGGCUGUCAAUGCGGAAACGUCUAUGACCCAUCCACAAAGAUUUGUAGCAAGCGGCUGUGAUAAAGAAGCCCUUGAAUCUGUUCAGUCAGAGUGGAAGAUCCGUAACCAAGGAAUUGGCUUGCGAGACACAGACGCAGUGGUGGUGGAGUUUAACGGCGAGCUCUUUUUUUCGAUUUCGCACCACAUGACUUGAAUAUCCGACAACAUCUGUACAUUUUUUCUCGCGCUGUCCCUGAUUCCUCCACACCCCCCAACCAAACACGCAAUGCACGCACAGCUGCUAUGUUUUAUUCCCUCAGCUAUCAACUAUUUUACUCUUCUUCAGACAUCUUGUUGCUUUCUCUUCACAUGUUGACAAUCUUGUGUCUAGAUGCACCGUAUGAUUAUAUAUCAAAAUUAAAAGGAGGCUUUAGCGAACUAGUGGCUGGAAUAAAGUUAUAAACCAUCUCUCAAUGUCAUGACUAACCUAUAUUC
Umbelopsis ramanniana AG is the source of this 731-nucleotide messenger RNA. RefSeq lists its product as uncharacterized. Bases 187 to 450 code for a protein of 87 amino acids. The transcript has 3 exons. Lineage: Eukaryota; Fungi; Mucoromycota; Umbelopsidomycetes; Umbelopsidales; Umbelopsidaceae. The record is from RefSeq and is a predicted model, not a curated record.